UUCAUUAGAGAACAUGUGAACAAUGGUGACUUAACACUUGAAUUUGUUAAAACUGAAAACCAGUUGGCUGACAUUUUUACCAAACCUUUAAAUGAAGAACGAUUUUGUUUAAUAAGACAUGGCAUAGGGAUGUAUGAUCCAACUUGUUGAACUUUAAUUAUUAAAGUCCAGUUUUAUUAGCCUUAAACCAAAAAAUAAAAUAAAAUAAUAACGGGUCCGAUGAUGUGCGUUUUUGAUUUGAACCUGUUUUUACGGGUUCAAAGCAAACUGCAAAUAAUGGUUUCAAAAAUUAAUAAUUAACCAUAAAUUAAAAAUGGGGGCCGGGCCUACUUUUCUUAACCCAAAUUCUCUUAAUCUUUCCUCCAAAUCCUCCUCCUCUGUACUCCGCGCAACCCUAGAUCUCAAAUUUUUCUUCUUGAAUCAUGCCGAGGAGGAAGACCUUAGUUCGCAAGAGUAGUAAGAAAGGAACCAGAUCUGAGUCAAUUCCUUCCAUCUCUCCUCAUCGGGUGUCUCCAGACUCUCCAGAGCUUUUUGAGGAAGUUUCGAUGGAACCUAUUACAGGUAUCUAUCUCAGGGACCCAAUAUCUGUUGAAGCUUUUACCAAAAUUUCUGCCAAGAAAAAAAUUUUAUCUGGACACUGUAUUUCUCCUGUCAUCUUGAAUGAUCAAAGCCUUAGGAUUAAGAGAUGGUUAGAGGGUAUGGGUUGGUUAGAGUUUGCUACCCUAAAUUGCAGAUCUUAUCCUAGGUUAGUUAAGGAGUUUUAUACAAACUAUAGAUAUUCUGAUUCAUCUGAUUCUACCUCUUAUGUCCGAGGUAAACACGUGGUUUUUGAUGCUGCUCAUAUCAAUGAAUUAUUUAAUCUUCCACAUGAUGAAAUCAGCCUGAGUUUUGACAAAUCCAAAAUGCCUGUAACUAAGAAAAUCGUGUUUGGAAGCUCUGUCAGUCCUACUGAAAAAAUUCAUCUUCAUCACUUUAGUGCUGACACCAGGCUAUUGUUGUGGUUUGUGACAAAAAUUCUCUGUCCUCGACAAGGUUCACAUGGUCGUUUUACCAAAGAGAAUCUUUAUAUGAUGGGUCUGAUUAUGCAAGGCAAUAAACUUAACUUGGGGGCACUAAUUAUUAGCCACAUGAGAAAGGCAAUGAAUUCUGGUGAAGAAUAUUUGCCUUAUGGUCACCUUCUUACCAACUUCUUUGAAAAAUGGGGAAUUGAUCUUUCCAAGGAACAAUCUGAAGAAAUCUCUGAAGAUGAAACUCUGACUGAAACUGCACUAAAAAGGAUGAAAUUUGAAAAGCAAGACGGUACUUGGGUAAGGAUUAGUGAUUCACCAGAAGUUGAAGGUUCGCUGGGUAAAGUCUUGGCCAACAUUGAUCUCUUGAGUAUCCAAAUUGAAGCUGAACUCAGCUCUAAAUUUGCUGCCUUUGAAGCUAAAAUGACUAAUCACUUUUCCAUGCUUGAAUCCUCCUUGAACAACAAGCUGAAUCAACUGGAAAAAUCUGUGGCCGCAUUGACUGAAUCCAACAAGAGGAAAUGUCCAUCAUAGUCACCUAGAUGCCAUGCUUUGUGCUUAUUUUGAUUUAUUAUGUUUAUCAUAAUUUCAGUAUUUUGUACUCUUACAAUUUCUGACUUUUGUGUACUGCUAUUUGUGUUUUUGAACUCUAUGCUAUGCUUUGUGCUACUGUGCACAUUCCUUUUUGCUAAUGACAAAAAGGGGGAGAGGAACUUAAAGAUGAAAAUUAUCUUUAUUUGUGCAAAUCCUGUUGAAUCUUGGAAGCAUAUUUUGAGGGGGAGCUUACACUUAUUAUCUUUAUUAUUUUAAGGCAUGGUUUUGUCAUCAUCAAAAAGGGGGAGAUUGUUAGGUUCUCUUUGUAUUUUGAUAAUGAUUUAAAACCAUAAGUCAAAAGAGUUUAAUCUAUUUUUGUGCUAAGUGUGCAGGAAAAUUAAUCCAAGGUUUCUAAUCUUUCCUCACGAUUAGAAUUAACUCAUGUUCUCCUUGUUCAGAGUUCUGGGUUCGAACCAAUUUAUUUUGGUUCGAAUCAAUCCCGAACUUUUGUUUUCCAAAAAUGGUUCGAACCAUCAUUUCUGGCUUCGAAGCAAAAAAUUUUGAAAGGGUAA
Messenger RNA from Rubroshorea leprosula, 2113 nucleotides. NCBI's taxonomy places the organism in Eukaryota, Viridiplantae, Streptophyta, Magnoliopsida, Malvales, Dipterocarpaceae. The record is from the annotation of a GenBank genome assembly.